UCCCACCUCCUUCCAUAUACCCAUCUUCCCAAAUUCCUCCACCAAUCAACUCAUCUCUACUUACAUAUAUACAUACACAUAUAUAUACACACACACACAAAUGAAACAUACAUAAGUUUGUAUAUAUCAGACCCCGCCAUCUGAAUCAGACAAAUUCAUUCCACAUACAUAGGCAAAACAAAAACAUAAAAAAAAAUGGGUAAGUAUGAUGAUAUUUGCCAAAGAGUAUUGUUCUUAUGCCUAUCCAUUGUUCUAUUGCUCCACAAUGGCGUCGAGGGCUUGGCAUGUAACUGGGGGCUUCAAGCCAGUCACCCUCUCCACCCUGAUAUUGUCGUCAAACUCCUCAGAGACAAUGGCUUCAACAAGGUUAAGCUGUUCGAGGCCGAUCCAGGUGCCCUUAGGGCUCUUGGGAAGUCGGGUAUCCAAGUAAUGGUCGGUAUCCCUAACAACCUUAUGGCCAACCUCGCCUCCACUGUCACCGCGGCCGAGCUCUGGGUCCAGCAGAACGUCUCUCAGUACAUCUCUAGAUAUGGCACCGACAUCAGGUACGUAGCCGUGGGGAACGAACCGUUCCUGAAAACAUACAAAGACAAGUUCAUGCGGUCAACGUUCCCGGCGAUACAGAACGUGCAGGCGGCUCUGGUGAAAGCAGGACUGAGCCGACAGGUCAAAGUCACCGUCCCCCUCAACGCCGACGUGUACGAAUCCGGCAACGGCCUCCCUUCCUCCGGCGACUUCAGAUCCGACAUCAAAACCCUAAUGGUCUCCAUCGUCAGAUUCCUCGCCGAUUCUGCGUCUCCCAUCACUUUCAACAUCUACCCUUUCCUCUCCCUCGACGCCGAUCCCAAUUUCCCUCGCGACUACGCCUUCUUCCCCAACGGGUCCUCGAACGGAGCGAAACCGGUGGUGGAUGGGUCGAUUUCUUACACGAACGUGUUCGACGCGAACUUCGACACGCUGGUGGCGGCGUUGGAGAAGAACGGGUUCGAUCCGAACAAGGUCGAGAUCAUCGUCGGAGAAGUUGGUUGGCCCACCGACGGCGGCCGGGAUGCCAACCCGGCCUUGGCUCAGAGGUUCAAUCAGGGCUUGUUGGAUCGUAUUCUUCAGAAGCAAGGCACCCCCAGGCGCAGGAUAGCACCGGAGGUAUACAUAUUCUCGUUGAUAGACGAAGACAACAAGAGCGUGGAGCCUGGGAACUUCGAAAGACACUGGGGAAUGUUCGCUUACGACGGAACAGUGAAGUACCAACUAAACCUAGGAAACGGUCGGCAAUUGGUUCCGGCCAAAGGAGUGCGUUACCUCACGCGCGAAUGGUGCGUCCUCUCGCCACAGGCCGCCUCCUCCCCUUCGGUCGCUUCCUCGUCCGCCUACGCGUGCCAGUACGCAGACUGCACUACCCUCUCCCCCGGAUCCUCCUGCUCGGGCCUCGACCCUCUGGCCAACGCUUCCUACGCCUUCAACAUGUACUUUCAGACCAUGGAUCAUCGUAGGGGCUCUUGUUUCUUCAACAACUUGACUUUCGUCUCUAGGAUCGAUCCUUCUGCCGGUUCGUGCCGGUUUCCCGUGGAGAUCGAUAUGGGCAGACACGAGCUGCCUCCUCCUAAGAAGUCGGCUGCAGCCGAGGGGAUGGCUCGGUGGUCGUGGCGGUCGAUGAUAGUUCGGUGUCUGGCCGGCGCUGUGAUGGUGGGGGUCACGAUGGGUUUGAGUUGUAUUUAGUUGGGUGUUUCCGGUUCGGCAUUGUAAUCAAUAGAACAAUUUUUUUUUUCUUUUUUUUUCCACAAUUUAUAUAAAAAGGAGGAAUUAUAAAUAAUAAUUUGUCGUGAUAAUAAGAUAAAAUCAAAAUAACGGUUCAUAUG
Messenger RNA from Tarenaya hassleriana, 1856 nucleotides. RefSeq names its product glucan endo-1,3-beta-glucosidase 5. Gene Ontology annotation, biological process: carbohydrate metabolic process. The record is from RefSeq and is a predicted model, not a curated record. Gene Ontology annotation, molecular function: hydrolase activity, hydrolyzing O-glycosyl compounds. Gene Ontology annotation, cellular component: plasma membrane. The transcript is spliced from 5 exons. NCBI's taxonomy places the organism in Eukaryota, Viridiplantae, Streptophyta, Magnoliopsida, Brassicales, Cleomaceae. Bases 196 to 1716 code for a protein of 506 amino acids.